Messenger RNA from Cuscuta epithymum, 1176 nucleotides. NCBI's taxonomy places the organism in Eukaryota, Viridiplantae, Streptophyta, Magnoliopsida, Solanales, Convolvulaceae. The record is from the annotation of a GenBank genome assembly.
GUUCAUCUUAACAGCCCAUCUUAGAGGUUAUGAGGAAGAUGAUAUAAAUAUCGAAAUAAGCCAGGAUGGGACUAUACUGGUGAUAAGUGGUGAGAAAACGGUUAAUGUGGCGGUUCUGGUGGGAUGGUGGAGGUACAAGAAUGGAAUAGAAACCAUGAAGUUCAGGAAAAGGUUUAGAAUUCCUGAGGGAGUGGAUUUGGAUGAAAUAAAAGCCAAUUUUACAGAAGGUGAUGAAUCAAUGUUAACUGUCUCAAUGCCAAAGACAGUGAAAGGAAUGUCCGGGACAGUGAUUGAGGAAAUGGAAGAGCCAGAUGUUAUGAGACAAGGCUCUGAAGCUCUGCAAAGGACCUCCAAGGAGUCUGAUAUCAUCAAGUCGGGUGAAGAAACAAUUGAAGGUCAUCAAGAUAAUUCGAAGGCGCCAUCUAAUCAUCCGUACGGUGAUCAAAAAGAGGAUCAAGAAGCUCUCCCAGAAGAGGAAAUGACCAAAGAUCAUCAUCAAGAAAUUGCAAAAAAGCCCCAUGAUCAAGAAACCAAACAAAGUGCUAUCGUCCAUGAGUCCUCCCCUCAGGGAAAAAGCGAAUCAAGUCCAAAAGAAAUGGAACCUAACCAUGACCAAACAGGCGAUCAAAAACCCGAGUCUUCGUCAGGAGCUAAAGCACAAGACGAAGAACAUGAAAAAGAAGACGUGCUAUCUAAAAGAGCUGAAGCACAUGAAGAAGAAGAAUAUAUAUUACCAUCACGUGAAGCCGAGGUUGAAGAAGGGCAUGAUCAUCAUCACACAAGGGGAGAAGAGGGCGAAAAGAAAGAAGAUGAAAGUCGUGAGAAAAGCAGCAUGCUAUGUACUCCUAUUAUUUAUGUGGGCUCGGCAUUGUUCCUUUCUCUCGUAACCAUUUUGGUUCGAUUCUUUAGAUCUACAAAACAACCCCCGAGAACGAAGAACUAAUACAUAGACGCUUUUAAAAACAUGAUAAAUGUUUGUCUAAUUUGUUUGAUAAGUAUUCCAUGUAUAUACUUCUGAGAUGAGACAUAUUAAUUUUUACUGCAAGAAUGUUUUCAUUUGGAUGUUGUUGUAAUGUUUUCAUUUGGACCAAGAAACUGAAAUUAAGAAGUGAAGGAUGUACAUAGUAAUCAUAAUAUUAUCCAUGUGCGUCGUCCGUAUACAUACUUCUCUCCAAU